AUGUUCAAGUUUUCGAUGUUACACCUGCCGUUAUUUUUACACGUGUAUUUAAUUACACUGAUUAUUUACACAAAUUGCACAACACGGUUAAAAAGACAAUUAUAUGAGCAGUUUUCUGAAUUUACAAUUGGUUAUAAAAAAGAAUACUUGACCAAUUCUUCAGAAUUUUUGAAGAGAUUUGAGAUUUUCAAGGACAAUCUUAUCCGAGCUAAAUAUUUGAAUUUGGCCUACAAUGUCAGUGACAAAGCUGUAUACGGAGUUAACAAGUUUGCAGACCUGACCCCUGAAGAAUUUGCAGCACAGUAUUUGUCAGGCUUCAAGAGAAACAAGUGCUUGAGUCAGAAACAGCCAUCUUCAGUCAUUCCUAGAAAUUAUAAAAGUCUGGAUAUUCCACAAAAGGUUGACUGGCGAGAAAAAGGUGUCCUAACUGGCAUUAAAGAUCAAGGAACAUGCGGCGCUUGCUGGUCCUUCAGUACUGUUGAAACCAUGGAAAGUAUGUUUGCUAUCCAGUACCAGACGAGCUUCAUCUCAGUGCCACAGCUUAGUGUGCAGCAGUUGAUAGACUGUGAUCAUGGAAACAAUGGCUGUAAGGGAGGAGACAUUUGUGAAGCUGCAAAAUGGUCGAAUGUGAAUGGCGUUGUCAAUGAAACCCUUUAUCCCUUGACUGAUCGCACAGAAACCUGUAAAACAGUGUCCCCUGUGCCACGAGUCUUUGUCAAAGAUUAUUUCUGUAACAGUUAUAGGGGGGAAGAAACUGAAAUGUUGAAGCUGCUAGCGGAGCAUGGGCCAAUAGCUGUAGCAGCUGAUGCAACUACUUGGCAUAAUUAUAUUGGAGGCAUCAUUCAGUUCCAUUGCUCAGAAAACAUCAACCAUGCUGUGCAGAUUGUUGGUUAUGAUUUAACAGGAGAUAUACCCUAUUACAUUAUCCGUAAUUCCUGGGGAUCCAAUUUUGGAGAUCAUGGCUAUAUUUAUAUCAAAUAUGGUGACAAUCUGUGUGGUUUGGCAGUGGAGGUAUCCCAUCUCACAGUCACAGGGUACCAGUGA
Molecule: messenger RNA, 1044 nt
Organism: Candidula unifasciata
Lineage: Eukaryota; Metazoa; Mollusca; Gastropoda; Stylommatophora; Geomitridae
Source: the annotation of a GenBank genome assembly